AUGGCCACCGCACAGUCUCCAUCUCAGGACGGCUACGACCAUAUUCCGAUGCCCAAUGACCCAUCGCAACUGAGUCGCAUGGGAUCUGGCUCACGCCCCAACUCAUACGUCGCCAAUUCUAUCGUGCCUACAGAAUUUGCUGUUUCCCAGCCAGCGCAUCUACCUGAUCAGUCGCCCUUGGGCUAUACCUCACGUUUCAACGAAGAUAUGGACAUUAGCAGGCGAGGCUCUGCGGUUGUUGACGGAUUUGCUGGCGUCGGAGGAUCUAGUCUGCAGCGGAGUGAUUCCCAAAUGUCGCACAACAGUGUUCUUCCAUCCAGAGGCGGCACGCUGAAAAAGAAACCAUCCUUGAGCAGAAAAGGAAGCCUAAAACGGAGCGGCAGCAGACGCAGCCUUCGUGCAGGCAGUGUGAGAAGUCUGAAUCUCGGAGAAAAGGAAAAAUACGGCGGCGAUGACCCGAGCAGUGCCUUCUACGUCCCAAUCCCCACGACUGGCAGUCCUACAGACGAACUAGCACAUCGGUUUCAGUCGUGGCGCAAGGUUCUCAAAGACCUGAUCGUAUUCUUUAAAGAAAUUCAAAAGUCUUACGAAACGCGAGCAAAGUUGUUGCUUUCAGCCGGAAAUGUCAUUAACAACAUGUCCAUUCCCUCCACCUUCUUGGAAUCCGGCGGACUAGCAGAUGCGACCGAAGUUCUACGCGAUUAUCACAAGCAGGGCCUCGCCGAGGCCAAUAAGGCUAGAGAGGUGGAAAGCGAGGUGAUCCUUCAAUUGACCGGUCUUCGAAGCGACCUUCAACAAAAAACCAAAGAAAUCAAGAGUCUAUCUGGUGAUUUCAAGAAUAGCGUGGACAAGGAAGUCGAGAGCACGCGCAAGGCCGUGCGCAACUUACAGGAAACCUUGGGCCUGGUCGACGUAGAUCCAUCUGCUACGUCCGGCAAACACGAUCCAUUUAUUCUCAGGCUGCAGGUUGACAGACAGCUCGAAAGACAAAUCGAGGAAGAAAACUACUUGCACAGGGCCUAUCUAAACCUCGAAAACUCAGGGCGCGAAUUGGAGUCGAUUGUUGUUGGGGAAAUCCAAAAGGCUUACAAUGCUUACGCUAGUAUCUUGAAACGAGAAGCAGACGAAGCUUAUGACACAGUCGAGAAACUCCGAGCAGGUCCUAUUUCUAUGCCCAAAGAUCACGAAUGGAACAAUUUCAUUUCAGAGAGUGAGCAGCUGGUCGACCCUCGUGUACCAGUCCGAAACGUUGAAGCCAUUUCUUAUCCUGGAAAAGACCACCCAGCUGCAGCUGAAGUCCGGUCCGGUAUGCUGGAACGCAAGAGCAAGUACCUGAAGAGCUAUACACCAGGAUGGUAUGUGCUGUCUGCAACCCAUCUUCACGAAUUCAAAUCCGCCGAUAGAAUAGCCUCCCAGACGCCGGUCAUGUCUCUUUACCUACCAGAGCAGAAACUCGGAUCACACUCUCAGCCUGAAUCUACCUCGCACAAAUUCAUGCUCAAGGGACGACAAACUGGCGCGAUGCAUCGUGGUCAUGCUUGGGUUUUUAGAGCAGAAUCCUAUGAUACGAUGAUGGCUUGGUUCGACGACAUUACAAACCUUAGUGCAAGGACGGGAGAGGCACGAAACGCAUUUGUUAGACGUCACGUCCGAAGUCUGAGUGGUAACAGCUUCAGAGCAAGCUCGAUCAGCAGUGACGGCGUCAUGGACGAGGAUGAAGCCGAUCAAACUCCGUACUCUAGUCAAUCGGCUGUUUUGCAACGGGCAACUUCAACGGCAGCCGUGACGCCGGAUAAACGUCCUCAACCAGGUGGGCGUUUCCCAAGUGAUGUACAGAUCGACCGCAACUUACAGGCCACCUUAUCACGUUCUAGUGGAGAGAGUUCUGGCGACCGAGAAGCUCUAGCUGGAGCUAGCGCGCUCCCCGACUCCGGCAUUCCAUUUGCACCGACCCAACAACCGGCCGAAGACCCGAAUUAUCCUGCAGCACAAGAACAUACCCAGCUACCACACCGACCAGUUAACUACCAAAACGCUGCACCUCCUGAAAACUACGACUCUUAUGCCGGAGAGUGGGUAAACACAUCCACUACCAUUGAUCACGCCCAUAACCACAAGCAAGAGCAAUCACCUACUACCUCUCGUCGAGCCUUUUCUCCCUCCCAAGCCCCGAUUGUCGUCAACAACGAAGCACACCCGCAGAAUAACUACGUCGACAAUGACUCGGCAGAACUCGCUAACACGAAUUCUACCAAUCCCUCUGCGGCUACCACCUCGAUAUAUGCGGUCCCAGACGCCUCUCUGCUUAAUAGACAGGAAUCUGAGCGCUCGAGGCAGACUCAUUCCACAUACUCAUUAACCGCAUCAACCCCAACGUCUAUCACAUCGCCUUUAUCAGAUAGCGCCGUCAUGGAUGCUUCAUCUACCCGUCCGAACGCACAAUCCAAGGAGAGUGCUUCAACCAUUGACCAACUCAAGAUGCCGGGGAAAUUUCCCCGCACCCUGACGGGCUGA
Talaromyces proteolyticus is the source of this 2514-nucleotide messenger RNA. RefSeq names its product PH domain protein. The transcript has 4 exons. The record is from RefSeq and is a predicted model, not a curated record. Bases 1 to 2514 code for a protein of 837 amino acids. NCBI's taxonomy places the organism in Eukaryota, Fungi, Ascomycota, Eurotiomycetes, Eurotiales, Trichocomaceae.